AUGUCGGACUUUUUGGGCCGUGUUGGUCAAAUCGCUGAAUGGGCUGCUGUAUCAAAUCUUACUAAUCGUGCUGUUAAUGCAGGAUGUGACAAAGUGGGAGAAUUAUGGCGACAUCGGAAAGACAAUAAACAUGGAUCUCAUGGUAAAUCAGCUAAUGUGGCUUCGACACCGCAGAUGCCACCACAAUCACAAAUGCCAUAUUCACCAAGCCAACCUCAACAAGCAUCCUAUGCUCAGGCUUCGCCGAUGCCACCGCCGCCAUCUAUGGGAAACGGUCAAUUAUUAAUUAGCGUUCAACAUAUCGAUGGAUUAAAUCAAUCGAGCCCGCUCAUGGUCAUUCUUGAAUGUAAUCAUCAACGAUAUCAAACGUCGUUAGGUCAGUAUCAACAGCAGUUUACGUUUCCUGUUUAUCAGUUUGAGUACGAUCAGCUGUUCGUUUGGGUCCAAACGGAAUAUCAACAACAAACCAUUGCUCACGGCGAGGUCCCCGUACGAUUUUUAUUAAACAAUACCAAUACUUGGUCCCCUCAACAACAACAGCAACGUUGGAUCCCAUUGCGAGAUCAAUAUAAUGGACCAUGUGGACAAUUACUCGUCAAUAUCGAAUACAACGCUAAUUAUGCACCAUCUCCUUACAUGCCGGGACCUGCACCACCACCAUAUUCUUACUACUAA
Adineta ricciae is the source of this 675-nucleotide messenger RNA. The record is from the annotation of a GenBank genome assembly. Lineage: Eukaryota; Metazoa; Rotifera; Eurotatoria; Adinetida; Adinetidae.